Messenger RNA from Salvia hispanica, 2717 nucleotides. RefSeq names its product ethylene receptor-like. Gene Ontology annotation, molecular function: ethylene receptor activity; phosphorelay sensor kinase activity; ethylene binding. The record is from RefSeq and is a predicted model, not a curated record. Gene Ontology annotation, biological process: phosphorelay signal transduction system; phosphorylation; response to ethylene. Gene Ontology annotation, cellular component: endoplasmic reticulum; endoplasmic reticulum membrane. NCBI's taxonomy places the organism in Eukaryota, Viridiplantae, Streptophyta, Magnoliopsida, Lamiales, Lamiaceae.
CCUUUCUAAAUACAGAAAGUCAUCUUCAUCUCUCCCUCUCUUCCCAUCUUCUGCCUCCUCCAACUCCGGACUUCGUCUUCGCAACGCCUCCGCGCUCGGUUCUUCUGCAACAUCUCAACUCCAACUUGCAAAAACGCCUGCUUAUUUGCAUUGAGAGAGGUGUAAUAAGGUUUCAGUGGCUACUGCAAAAUGGAGUAUUGUAACUGCUUUGAGUCACCAUGGCCUGCUGAUGAAUUGCUAAUGAAGUAUCAGUAUAUAUCGGAUUUCUUCAUAGCAUUGGCGUAUUUCUCAAUCCCUUUGGAGAUAAUAUAUUUUGUCAAGAAAUCUGCUGUAUUUCCUUAUAGAUGGGUUCUCGUGCAGUUUGGUGCUUUUAUUGUUCUUUGUGGAGCAACACACCUGAUAAAUUUGUGGACAUUUACUAUGCAUACGAGGACUGUGGCAGUUGUGAUGACUACAGCCAAAGUUUUAACAGCUGUUGUGUCUUGUGCAACAGCACUUUUGCUAGUACAUAUCAUCCCUGAUCUAUUAAGUGUCAAAACAAGGGAACUAUUUUUGAAAAAUAAGGCUGCAGAACUAGACAGAGAAAUGGGCUUGAUCCGUACACAGGAAGAAACUGGUAGGCAUGUAAGGAUGCUAACUCAUGAAAUCAGAAGCACUCUUGAUAGGCAUACCAUACUGAAGACUACUCUUGUUGAGCUUGGAAGAACAUUGGGUUUGGAAGAGUGUGCAUUAUGGAUGCCAACACGGACUGGGCUAGAGCUCAAUCUUUCCUACACUCUCCGCCACCAAAACCCGGUUGGUUUGACCGUGCCCAUACAACUACCUGUAAUCAAUCAAGUAUUCAAAACUAGUCGUGCUGUAAAAAUCUCUCCAAUCUCCCCUGUUGCCCGGCUUCGACCUGCUGGACAAUACAUGCCAGGAGAGGUGGUUGCUGUGCGCGUCCCUCUCUUGCAUCUGUCCAAUUUUCAGAUCCAUGAUUGGCCUGAACUGUCAACUAAAAGAUAUGCUUUGAUGGUUUUAAUGCUCCCUUCAGACAGUGCUAGGCAGUGGCAUGGGCAUGAAUUGGAGCUUGUUGAGGUGGUAGCAGAUCAGGUCGCUGUUGCUCUCUCCCAUGCUGCAAUUUUAGAAGAAUCAAUGAGGGCAAGAGAUCUUCUUAUGGAACAGAAUGUUGCCCUAGAUCUGGCAAGACGAGAAGCAGAGACGGCUGUGCGUGCUCGUAAUGAUUUCUUGGCUGUCAUGAAUCAUGAGAUGGGAACUCCUAUUCAUGCAACAAUUGCUUUGUCUUCCUUACUACAAGAAACUGAGCUGUCGACUGAGCAACGUCUAAUGGUUGAAACAAUCCUGAAGAGUAGUAACCUGUUGGCUACCCUUAUUAACGACGUAUUGGAUCUUUCGAGGCUUGAAGAUGGUAGCCUUCAACUUGAGAUAGAAACUUUCAAUCUUCAUUCACUUUUCAGGGAGGUACUUAAUUUGAUAAAACCUAUUGCAGCUGUGAAGAAGUUAUAUGUUAUGUUGAAUUUGUCCCCUGAUUUGAUUGAACAUGCUGUGGGUGAUGAAAAAAGACUGAUGCAAGUUCUACUGAAUGUUGUUGGAAAUGCUAUUAAGUUUACAAAAGAGGGAGGCAUCUCGGUAUUAGCUUCUGUUGCAAAGCCCGACUCUCUAAGAGAUCCUCGAGCCCCUGAUUUUUUUCCUACACAUAGUGAUAAUCACUUCUAUUUGCGUGUAGAGGUAAAAGAUACUGGCUCAGGAAUUAACCCACAAGAGAUUCCUAAGCUAUUCAUGAAAUUUGUGCAGAGCCAACCACUUGCCGUGAAAAAUUCUGGUGGUAGUGGCCUUGGCCUAGCAAUUUGUAAGAGAUUUGUCAAUCUCAUGGAGGGGCACAUUUGGAUUGAGAGUGAAGGUCUUGGCAGGGGUUCUACUGUGAUCUUCAUUGUUAAACUUGGAAUUCCCGCUCGCUUAAAUGAGUCCAAGCUUCCAUUUUUGCACAAAGGCCCUGGAAAUCAAGUAAAGUUGAUUUUUUCUGGGCUUAAAGUUGUUGUGAUGGAUGAUAACAGUGUUGGUCGUACGGUAACCAAGGGCCUCCUUGUGCACCUAGGAUGUGAUGUGUUGGCUGUUUCAUCCGGAGAUGAGUGUGUUAGAGCUGUAAGUUACGAACACAAGGCUGUUUUCCUUGACGUGAGCAUGGCAGCUGUUGAUAGUUUUGAAGUUGCUGUACGGAUCAGGGAGAAGUUCUCUAAACGUUCAGAUAGACCUUUUAUCGUUGCACUAACUGGAAAUACUGACAGAAUGAUAAAAGAGAACUGUCGAAAGGUAGGCAUGGAUGGAGUCAUACUGAAGCCUGUGUUGGUAGAUAAAAUGAGAAGUGUUCUGUCUGAUCUCUUAGAACACGGAUAUCUUGUCGAAUCUCAAUAACGUUGGGAGUGGAAGUGCUAAGCUACCAAGUUCUUGCGCCUCUUGAUGGAUGGUUGCAGUGUCCGAAUGGGGGUGCCGGUGAUUGAUAUAUGACAAGAAUGAUGAUCACGGCGGAGUUGUGAAGAUGACUUGUUCUGACUUCUGAGGUAAUCUUAAGUUGCCUGCUUAUAGAUGAUGAGCUUAAUUUAUUUUUCUUCUAACUUAGUUUCAACUGUAAAGUUAUGUGCAUUUUUAUUGAUAUGUAGGACAGUCCAUCUGUGAUAAAUUAAUUAAAAUAAUAAAAAGUUAUGAGUCUGAUUUUUCAA